Messenger RNA from Papilio polytes (common Mormon), 722 nucleotides. Its product is annotated as BPTI/Kunitz domain-containing protein-like. Bases 1 to 582 code for a protein of 193 amino acids. Lineage: Eukaryota; Metazoa; Arthropoda; Insecta; Lepidoptera; Papilionidae. The record is from RefSeq and is a predicted model, not a curated record. The transcript is spliced from 4 exons. Gene Ontology annotation, molecular function: serine-type endopeptidase inhibitor activity.
AUGGCCAAUGGUAGUGCAUCAGAUAUACACCACCAUCGAUGUACAGCGUCUGCUCUAUCAUCAACGUGGUCGCUCACAGCGGCUCACUGCAUAACAGAAUUAGACAUUCAUCCUACAGUUAUUGCAAAGAUUUGCUAUCUAAAACCGGAGUCAGGGCCGUGCAGAGCGGAUAUAGCGAUGUACUAUUUCAGUCCAGAAACCGGUGGCUGUCCACGUUUCAGUUGGGGAGGAUGUCAGGGUAACGGGAAUAGGUUCGACACGAAACAAGAAUGUUUAUCAACAUGCUUGAGUACUCCAGAAAGGCAGAGUUCACGACCCCCAUAUUGUGGUCUCACGUUCGACUACGGCUACUGUUUUGGCGCAGUACCACGUUGGUACUUCGACCCUCGAUGGAAGGUUUGCAAGAAAACGAUAUAUUCCGGUUGUGGUGGAAACAAAAAUAAUUUUUACUCUUUGCCACAGUGCGAUUCGAUAUGUCGUUUCGGUAAAGGAAGGAUAAAGGAGAAGAAAGACAUGCCUGGUGAUCCCAAGAAAGUGUUGAUUAUAAAUCCAACAGGCGCUACAAGAGCGAGAGCAGAUUAAUAUUGAUUUAAUACUUCUACAUUAGCCAGAGUCGUUUUAUGAUACCCUAAACUGACACUUAAAGCAAACCUUUUAAGUAAACUAUCGCACAAACGUUGUGCGAUUGUCGAUUGUUUCGCAGCCAAUUCAAUUGUUUUGUG